AUGAGGGAUGAUGCCAGAAGGGCUUAUGAGAAGGCAAAUGAAAUCGUUGCUGAGUCUUCGGAUUUUGCAGUGAGGUUUAAAACGGCAUUUGACGGACUCCUGAAGGGGGGUAAUGCAAUGGGUAUGUACUCGGUGGGUCUAAACUUUAUUAAGGAGUACAAGGAAUAUAUUACCGAACUGGGAAUAUCCUUUAAGGGUAGGGGCAAUUUAUUUCAUAAGGCUGGUCUCUUAGUGAAGCAAUUGAGAGAGGAGGGAUCGAAACUCAGCGAUGAGAACGAAUCUUUGAGGCUCGAGGUGGAGAGAUUGAGAGGCGAGAUAUUGGAACUCAAUGUCCUUAAGGAGGUUGCACAGAAGGACGAUCUUGUGGAGUCUGGCAAGACUGUUUGCACGGUGGAAACACAAACACCAGCUUUUCUGCCGGGUGCGCCAAGGUCAAGUAGGAUUGGGGAGGGAACAACAGGAAUCCAAUCGAAACCUGCGGCACAUCAUGUGCCGAAUAAGGAUACGAGCUGGGCUCAAGUUGUAAAGAGAGGGAAGAAGAAGAACGGGGGGAGAGUAAGGCAAAGUGAGAGGAGUGAUGGGGCAAGUGAGUCCCCUGUGCCAGUUUCGGCACUGAAGCCUCCUCCUACCCAUAAAAAACGAGGGAGACAUAAAUCCGGGGCGCCAAAUACCACUGCCGUGGUAUUAACCAUUCCUCCGGAGGUGGAGGCUAAGGGACUGACGUAUGGAAAGGUCAUUUCCAGGGCCAGAAAGGAGAUCGCUCUCCCGGAACUGAGCAUUCCGGGAGGUGUAAAUAUGGGCAGUACAGCCACUGGUGCCCGGAUUUUAAAGGUGCCGGGGGCCGAUAGUGGGGCGCAAGCGGAUCUGCUUGCCUCCAAAUUGAGGGAUCUACUGGGAGAUGCUGUUGAGGUCACGAGGCCCAUUAAGAGGACAGAUUUAAGAGUAACAGAGCUGGAUGACUCUGUUACUUCCGACGAGCUCAAAAUGGCGCUGGCUAAUCAGGGCGGAUGUCCCCCUGAAAAGUUGGUUGUAGGCCCUAUAAGUAUGGGUGUUGGGGGUCUCAGAAUGGCUCUUUUGAGGUGCCCUGUGGCAGCAGCCGAAGUGUUGGCUAAGAGGGGGAGGGUGUUGGUGGGCUGGACUUCCGCCCGUGUUAAACGCCUAGACCCGUUGCCCUUGCGCUGUUUCAAGUGCAAAAAAAAAAAAAAGGUACAGGUGUCUUAACUCGAAUAGUCAAAAAAUUAUACCCACUCGAAUGUGAUUACUAGUAGAAUAAUACUCGCACUAUAACUAAUAAAUACUAACCAUGCUUAUAGCAGAAAGCCUACUCUAAUUCACCGAAAAACUAAAUAUCGUUCGAAAUUUCGGACGUUUCCUACCACAAUUACGUUCGUUCCGAAUAUUCAACGAACGAAAAUGUUUGACAUAUUUAUUUUCUAAACCUACUCUAUUUCACGAAAUGACAAAACGAAUAUUUGAGUUUGACAUCUAAUUGUUCGGAAUUCUUACCUCAAAUUGACGAAGUAAAAAAUGUUACCUUUUCAUUAUCGUUAGCAAUUUCUUAUUUUCAAAAUGGGGUCUAUAUUACUAUUAAUCGAGUCAGCUCUCAGUAAAGAACGAUUAGACCGUAGGAGAAAUCGGCAGCGGCUUCGAAAUAGCCUUAAUAUAAGAAAUAUUCUCGAUACUGAGUUUGUAAGUAUUAAAGACUCAGUUGUGAAUUAUUUUAGGAACUAUGCCAAGAGAUUAUACCUUUACUGCGUCCACAGGCAAGAUCUCAUGCCAUCGAGUCCACAAUUAAACUUGGAAGAUAUUUUAUCGUAG
This is a messenger RNA of Diatraea saccharalis (sugarcane borer), 1818 nucleotides long. Lineage: Eukaryota; Metazoa; Arthropoda; Insecta; Lepidoptera; Crambidae. The record is from the annotation of a GenBank genome assembly.